Sphaeroforma arctica JP610 is the source of this 3402-nucleotide messenger RNA. RefSeq lists its product as hypothetical. The record is from RefSeq and is a predicted model, not a curated record. The coding region runs from base 69 to 2186 and encodes 705 amino acids. The transcript has a single exon. NCBI's taxonomy places the organism in Eukaryota, Ichthyosporea, Ichthyophonida.
UCCUAGAACCCAUCGUUACCGACAACAAGUCGAAUCAGUUCCUCAAAGCGUCGACCUCUGCUGCAGCGAUGUCGAGGGGCGGCAACUCACCACUGCGCAUGUCCACCACACACCACGGAGACUUGCAACAGAUUUCGUUCGAUUUCUCCGCUUCCGCUGAGCCACGUGGUUCUAAUAACAGAUCACAGCCCGUGACCCCCCGGCGUCAGAAGAGUCUGGAUAAACUGCUGGCCAAAGAGCGCGAAGGCGCGGAGCGAAGGCGUUUGCGCGGGAGUGCUGAGGCGAGCGAUGCCAGUGAUGCGGAGACAGAGUUUGUGACGAGUGAGAGUGACUGGGAUAUGAGGAGCAUCGGAGGCACCACUGCGGAAACCUACGCCUACGCUCAAGACCAGAUAGAGGAACGCGCCAGGAAUCAGGACGAUGAGUACUUGCAAGCCAACCAGGAGUCUGGUAAUGGGUACAAACAGGUCUACGAAGGGGCUAAUGAUGCGUACAACCAGGGGUAUGACGAGAAUGUGGUGAUGGGCGUGGGCCAGACCCUGGCCAAUGCACGUGAUGCUAUGAAUGGCGACUUCUACGAUGAACAAGACAAUGGCGAGUACAACGGAGAGAGUGUGGGCUCGGUCAGCAAUAGCGAGGACGAACCGGGGGCCUCAAAUGGGCCUAUGGAUGCCGAUGGCGGGGUGUUUGCGGCUUACUUCAAGCCUGCAAGCCAGCUGAGCAAGCCUAGUUCUCUGCGGUCGGUGCUGUCCACCAUCGCCGAUACCGGAGACGAUACGUCGGACGAGGGGGCCGGCAACGUAGACCCAGCGACGUUCAGGGGUGUCGUUGCGAAGACGAAAUCGCAGUACAGCAAUGUCAAGCCACACGUGAUGAAGCACUCGUCAACAGGCAAUGUACUACAGACAAUAUCUUCAGAUGCUGAACUCAGAGCUCAACCUCGGCCCCGCCAUCCGAGUUCCGGUAACGUCGCGCCGUCUCGGCUGGCGUCUACAUCCUACAAGUCGCUCAACAGUGCCAGUCCCACCCGCUGUACCGUGCCCUCAGGCAAGGACAAACGCAGCCUGAGUGUCAGCGAUGCACGCAGGUCUUCCCUGUACCAGACACACUCGAGCGAUGUGCUCUCUACCAGCAGUUCCAUGGGUAAUAUCGUGAGCGGUAGCAAGAGUACAGACAACCUGCACGCGUUGGGAGUUGCGCCGAGAAAACAGAAACUCAAGCCACAGCCUCGGCCUAUGAGCACCAUCAAUCCGAAGAUCAAUAGUAUCUCGGGCAACCAGGCGAGGAGUAAUAUGAGUUAUAAGUCAGGUACUCGAAGUAGGCCGAAGAGCACCGCGGGGUUAUCUGAUAUCAUUGGCGCGUAUGGGAGUGCCGGAAUGAACGGUUCUACUUCUGAUGCAGGGGUUGGUUAUUCACGCCGAUUAAACCGGUCUAAUUCAUCUGGGCAGUUAGAUGGGUAUCAAGUCCAAGCGGAUGGGUAUGAGGGUCAAGGAGAGGUUUACUAUGGCAACGCCCAAGGAUAUGAUGGCAACCAAGGUGUUGAUUUUAACAGCUAUCACGAGUAUAACAGCGGGAAGUAUAACGGGAACAGUCCGCACUACCAGGAGGGCAACCAUGGCAACUAUGGCAACUAUAGCAACUAUCCGAACGACCACGAUCACUUUCACGACAGUUACUCCGAUUCCCACUCGACAGGAUACGGCGGCAGCAAUAGCACAGCCAGUCUGAUGGGCGAGUACGAGAACCUGCUUGGUCGGGAGAGUAUGGGUGUACCUGCGUACAGUGGCCUGGUCAAUAAAGACCCACCCCCUGUACGCGCGCCACCGAGCGUGGGUUCUAUGUUAAAUGUGGAUACCAGCAAAUCGUACGGCAGUCAGGAGGGGAGCGGGAGUAGCACCAACAGUGUGGUCGAGCAGUCGCGGAUGGGCCGGGGCAGGGCCAGCAGUUCGAAAAACAUUCCAAGCGGCAGUUACAUGGAGGCGGAUGCGAAUGGCCAGGGUGUGGAUGCGAGUGAGAAGUUGAAGAUGAGAGAGACCAGCCAGUCGAAGUUACGGUCGGAGAACACCAUGUCUGGUGACUUCUCGAAUGCGCGCAUGCGCAAGAAGAAGUCAGGUACCUCCGGAUCGGAUAAGAAACGGAGGACAAUAGUCAUGCUUAACUUUGUAAAGCCCGGGAAGUCGAGUUAACAGUGUGGCUAAUGCGCUUGGCCAUUGCUUGCCAAUUGUAACUAUAACAAAACUGUUCUUGUAUGGGCUUGUACCGUACCGAGAUGGGUAUUGAAGCAAUGUAUGAAAAGCGGAUAGCCCGAGCCCAGAACUGGGGCAAGACACUGUGAUAGCACGGGGAUGUAAACCCAUUCUUAUACAUUCGUGCCGAGUUCUGCUAACCGUUGGCGCAACAUGCAGGAUGUGCAUCGACAUCUAAGAAAUACCAUAUCUAUACCUCUGCCUUGACCAGCCAGAGCGCUAGCAAAUGGACUACACUGUACACACCCACCUUUAAUUGUCGUCUGGUCCUGUCUCAAACGGAGCACACGCACAUACAAUCAGUGCUCCCGAGAAACUACAUCAGGUCUAUUUAGAAGUUGUAUUUAGCUGUGAUAGAAAAUAACACAUAGUUUCUCUAUAUUGGGGAACAUAAACACGUUGUUUCUCCAUACUUGGGUGUCGCCUGGUAUUGUAUGGCGUAGGCUAAUCGGUAUCAACGCUGAAUGCCAGCAUUCAGCCGCAUUAUACACAGCAAGCCUUCCAGAACUCGUGCGAGAGGAUUCGAUCGAUAUUACACGGAUAUUGAUAGCCAAGCACGGAAUGGAGAUGAGCACACACGUCGGGCCAUACAAUCGACACCGACACAUGGCAAGUCAUUCCGUCGGCGAGAAAAGGGGAUGAUUGUGAAGGGCUGUAGCGACGCUCGACAAUACAUACGAACACACACACACAAAUCAUGUGAGCGGCGUGCGAGCAUGGAUACUUACGUAUAUACGGGCAAAACGAUGUGUCAUGCACGUGCGCAAUCACGUUCUCGUAAACGUUUCCGAAAAGUAUGGAUGCGCGUGUGUUAUGACGGAAAUGCACGUACAUAAAUAAGCGGUUUGCGUAUACUUGCGCUCUUUAGCAAUACACUUACGCAACUGCGGUAUCACCCACGUGAACAAAUACAUACACAUACAGAUUUGCAAACACGUGAUCAUGCAUGUACACGAAAACAUGCGUAUACACUUACGCAAAUGAUGAGUGCGCGUGGAUGAAAUUGUACGCAUAAGCGUGAUGAAUGCGUCAACGUACACGCAUCCGAAGGGGUAUGCGUGCUGCGAGCGACAGUCCCCAGGGCUUUAUGUGAGCUAUCAGUUAGUGGACGGUUCUUCGCAAAUUGUACAUGAGAAAAAUAAAUAGUAAAACCUCA